CAUCUUGACGGCCAAUGAGAGGCGCCCAUGUUGAUUUAUAUAAAGUGGCAGCUUCUUGUGGGAAUCCUUGGAGACGUCUCUGCUAAUGCAUGGAAAUGGGGUCAUAUAUCGAAGCCUGCUUGAUGUUACUGUGUGCGACGUGGACGUUAGCGGACAGGCCGGGAUGUCCGCCAACGUGCAAGUGCCCGGAGAUCCUCUUUUCAUGCCCCACGGGAGCUGCUCCGGCGCCGGACACCUGCGGUUGUGGGUGCACGGUUUGCGUCCAUGGCCUGAACUCUGCUUGCGAUGGAUUUAGACCGUGUGACGGUACCCAAAAUUUACUCUGCGACUACGCGGGAGACUCGGCCGGCCAACAAGGAGUGUGCAAGGUCCAUUACGAGCAUCAGUCUUGCUUCCAGGACGGCAAUGAGAUUCUCCAUGAACAAGAGUUUGAAAUAAACUGUGAAAGUCGCUGUAAAUGUGAGAAUGGGAAUAUAUUUGUGUCCCUCUGUGUCCCGAACCGGAGAAACCCCUCAUCCCCGAUUGCAAGGAAAUGCAACUAGUCACUGCUCCAGGUGAGUGCUGUGCCCAAUGGAAAUGUCUGGAGGUGUCAAGUGGGUCUGAAGACUCGGAUGAACCCUAUGAUACUUACCCAGCUGUAGAUGAUGUGUCUACGGGUGCAGAGGCAAUGAUCAGGACAAGACGAGAAGCCCCUGAUUUUGGAGGGUUCACAGAUACAGAACAGGAUGAGGAGCCACUGGAAGAACCAGCUCCCUGCAGACCCGAUACAGAAUGGACCCCAUGCUCACGCACUUGUGGAUUUGGGACUUCACUGCGAAUAGUUUACGAGAAGGAAAGUUGCAUACCUAAAGCUGAGAAGAGGCUAUGCAUGAUCAGACCCUGCAAGGGACAAUACCCCAAUGCUAACUAUACGGUCCUUAAGGCAACUAACGUCUGCAGUCGUGUCAUGCACUGGUCCCAUCCCAUGCACGUCCGUUAUCGUGACUGUCUCUCGAGCCGACCUCUGCUCCCUAAAUUCUGUGGGCUUUGCUCAGAUGGCCGUUUAUGCAAACCUUCGCUGACCCACACGCGCCCAGUGUCAUUUCAAUGUGCCAAACUCAACAGGAAAAUCACCCACCAAGUUAUGUGGGUGCAGAGGUGUGAAUGCGGUGGGAAAAAAAGGAAGCGGGGUGAGAGAGCAAAAAAGCCAAAAGUGGAGACCACAACUUCGGUAACAUCUAUUGAUUUAAAUAAAAAAGAAGACAACCAAGCCAAUGAAAUUAUGGACUGAGAUUAUAUCACUGUCAACAUCAGUGGGGUGUCGGGAGUCUGAGACUCCCACUGAUGAGACCUUUAUGAUCUGACUGAGUUGUUAGAAGGAAGUCAGUAUAUUUAGUGUCUUCUAGGCAUGACCGAACUUGUGUUUUAAGUUCGGCGUACAAGGUUUGGGUUAUCUAAGAAUUUUUCGAUGGAUUCUGCUACCACAGACCAUAACUUAUGGUCUUUGGUAGCGAAAUCCAUAACGGAAUUCUUAGAUAACCUGAACCUUGUACGCCGAACUUCAAAUACAAGUUCACUCAUCCCUAAUGUCUUCCCAAUGUUCUUGCUGUUACAUUAGAUUUUCCUAUGUAUGUGCCAUAAAUGCUUAAGAAGGGAGUAGCCCUUUAAAGGGGUUGUUCACCUUACAAUAUAAUCAGUACAAGACAUUGGGAUACUGGUAAAUUACUAAUAUGUACUCUUCAGAAGUUCUUCUGCAGCCCUUUCCCAUCCUUGACCUCUCUCCUGGCAGCCCUGUCCUACAAAUGGUGGAAGAUGGAGGGGCACGUGACCCCAUCCAUCUGCAGAUCUCACUGAAAAAAUUUGGAAACUGCACACCCGCAGCUCGUUGGACUGGAUUGUGUCAUGUGCCCCUCUUUUAGCCACCAUUUGCAGGACAGGAGUGGUGGGGCUGUCCAGAGAGGACCUGGAUGGGAAAGAAGUAAGGCCGCCAAUAUCCCCAUUACCCCAUGCCUUGUACUGAAUAUGUAUAUUGGUUGUGUGGCAUUUGGGACGCGCUGCGAUGAAGAACUGCAUGGCCAAAUAGGCCACACUGCACCCUAAUUAAGCUGAGGCCACACUGUUUAGCCGGUCUGCAUUGUUAAUGGCCACAUGGUAUUAUAUUUGGCCGCGUGGUGCUCGAACACGGCAAGGCCGCGUCACACUGACUGGGCAGUGCAGUCAUACCCAAAGACACCUAUGACCCGGCUCCUCUCUUGCAGCAGUUUAUCCUUCAGCUCAGGACCUCACCCGAGGACGGAGCAGUGGGCUUGCUUCUUGCACUGCUUUUGGUACAGAUUUGCAGUUCUUUCGAUACAGGAUCACAUGUAUGCUCUGCAUGAAGGAAAUAAAAUGCUGUCACAUGUU
Bufo gargarizans (Asiatic toad) is the source of this 2382-nucleotide messenger RNA. Its product is annotated as CCN family member 3-like. NCBI's taxonomy places the organism in Eukaryota, Metazoa, Chordata, Amphibia, Anura, Bufonidae. Bases 533 to 1270 code for a protein of 245 amino acids. Gene Ontology annotation, biological process: signal transduction. The transcript is spliced from 6 exons. The record is from RefSeq and is a predicted model, not a curated record.